Molecule: messenger RNA, 1080 nt
Organism: Lycium ferocissimum
Lineage: Eukaryota; Viridiplantae; Streptophyta; Magnoliopsida; Solanales; Solanaceae
Exons: 4
Coding region: 1-1080 (359 amino acids)
Source: RefSeq, a predicted model, not a curated record
AUGGGAGUUCGUGUGUACGUUGAGCUUAAGAGAGAAAACAGAGUUUUGGGGAUGUAUCCAAUGUGCGUUAGUAUUCAUGAUUUUGAUGUUGAAGAUGAUGCAGCUAGAAAUCGUAUUAUUGGAGAUGAUGUCUUGCAAAUUGGAUAUAGCGAGAAUCGGGAUGGUAUGGAAGUUUGUGAUUCUACAGGAAAGGCUGUUCUUUUGUUUGAGAAUGAUAACAAUUUGGUAAUUUCGAAACCGGAAGCGAAAGGAGUUUUUGUCGAUCAAAUUUACCAGGAUAAGGAAACUUUGAAAAUUGUGAUGACGAAAUAUGCAAUUCGUGGAAGAUUCAAUUUCAAAACAGAGAGAUCGAAUGCUAUAAGCUAUACUCUGGCAUGUUGGUCGCCGGAAUGUAAAUGGAAGUUCAGAGCGUCGAGAAUUGGGGAUUCUGAAAUGUUCAGGGUUAGAUUUUUCGAUGACGAACAUACAUGUCCGUUGAAGGACAAGGUGUAUUCGCAACGACAAGCAACAAGUUGGUUUAUUGGAGAAGCGGUUGUCAAGGCGAAAAUAACUAACCAUAAAAGGAAGGUCACACCUGGGGAUAUAAAAGACGAUGUCAAAAAUGAAUUUGGCGUAGAUGUUUCUUAUAUGAUGGCAUGGAGAGCUAGAGAGAAGGCUAUAAAAGAUUUCAGAGCACUCAAAGCAUUCAUAAAGGGGUUCGAGUGUUGUAGACCAAUAGUUGUAGUGGAUGGUGCACACCUUAAAUCAACGUAUAAUGGUACAUUUGUGUCGGCAAGUACUUUGGAUGGAGCAGGUAAUAUCCUACCACUAGCGUAUGGUGUGAUAGAUUCUGAGAAUAAUAAGUCCUGGACGUGGUUCUUUGAACUGUUCAAGCAAGCUUAUGGUGUUAGGAAAAAUAUGUGUGUCGUGUCCGACCGACAUGAAAGCAUAAUACACGCAGUUUCUAAGGUGUAUCCUACUGUUCCUCAUUUGGCUUGUAUAUGGCAUUUGUGGAAAAAUGUGACAAAGCAAUACACAACAAACAGUGAGGUGUUGAGUCCUAUAUUUUAUUCACCGGCGAAGGCAUACGAGACGAGAUGA